This is a messenger RNA of Hypanus sabinus (Atlantic stingray), 850 nucleotides long. RefSeq lists its product as uncharacterized. Bases 274 to 801 code for a protein of 175 amino acids. The record is from RefSeq and is a predicted model, not a curated record. Lineage: Eukaryota; Metazoa; Chordata; Chondrichthyes; Myliobatiformes; Dasyatidae. The transcript is spliced from 4 exons.
ACAUCGGGCAGUGGGAUGGGCAUCUUUGGGAUGGUGAAAAUAUGUUUUCUUUUAAAACUUCAAGGACAUACAGAGGAGACAAAAUUAUACCAUAAGAACCCGAAAAGGCUAGAGAUACUCAUCAGUUAGUCCAAGAAACACAACAGAAUCAAUGGAAGUACGUACCCAACAACAUGGAGAAACAACCAAUGUGCAAAAGACAACAAGCUGGCAAAUACAAAAAGAAAGAAAAAAAGAAUAAUAAGUGGGCCGUGGUGGGCAGCGGCCUGUAGGAUGUGGCUGACGCUGGUGCCACUACUGCUGGUGUCGGCCUCUGCCGUGAGCGGCCACAACGUCAGUGAAGGAAAGGCAGAGGACUCCAAAGACGAGCUCUUGCUCUGCAGGUCGUGCGGUUACGAGGUGGCUGCCAGUCGGGACCUUAAAUUCGUGGCCAGUCCCUUGGCUUUAGCUCUGAAGAACGGCACGUUGAUCGGAGAGCACAGGGUGCCAGUGCAACUCUUUCAGAACCCCCAGGGUUAUCGUUUCCAGGUGCUCACUUUCAAGAGCGCCGUUGUCCACAAGCAUUGGCCGGCAGAUGAACAGUUUUCCUGGUUUCCAGGAUACUCUUGGACAGUAGCAACGUGUCCCAGAUGUCACAGCCACUUAGGGUGGUCUUUUCAGCCUGAUAACUGGCCUCCAUAUGUUACAGAUGAAGAAUUUGAAGAAUCUGAAGAGACAUUUAUUGCUUUGAUUGUGGACAGACUUCUGCAAGAGAACUUUGCUGCUACACUUCUCAUGGUGCCCAAGUCUUAUCAAAGAUAAAUCAAUGUUAUUUUUAUAAUAAAUUUUAAUUAUUGUGGAGUAAAUUACC